AUGACAAGGUUUUCUUGCGCCACGUGUGGUGCCGCAGGCACAUUCGGCGUCAACUACCCCGCUACCAGCUGCACAUCCUGGAGAAAAUCACCGCGUUCUUGUCCACCCUGUUUGAAGCUCAAGAUUAUAGACAAUCAAAUUGCGGAAACGCGAGCAUUUCUCGACCAUCUGGAAGCUCAUCGCGAUGCAUUGAAGGCAGACAUCAAUACCUCUCAUGACCCCUUCACAAACGUCUUCCCCACCGAAAUCGCACACAGGAUAUUCUCCCUAUGCAAGAAAGAGAGCCCAGAAAUCCUUUCAAAGUACUCUCAAUGUCACUUACAGUACCUCAAUCGUGUGCCGCUGUCUCUAGCCGCCGUGUGCAAGCGAUGGCAAGCCGUAGCGUGGUCGACUCCUUCUUUAUGGGCUCUCGUAUACUUCCACAUCGGCCGUGUUGUCGAUACCACCCUCUAUGAAGACAUAUUUCGUCGCUGGCUCAGACGCUCUGGCUGCCAGUUGCUGUCCAUCUACCUGCACAUUGACGAUUACGACAGUAGCAACAGGGAGUGGGACCGAUUUUGCCGAUCCGUUAUAGGCGCCAUCAGCGACAAUUGGCAUCGCUGGCAGAACCUUUCCCUAACCAUCCCACUCCACCUCCUUUCUCUAUUUAGACGUAUGCACCACGACGUCGACGGUCGGCCACACCUUCGCAACUUAUUCAUUUGCCCUCCGUUCAGCAAUAGCCCCACACAUGUCACGUCAGUCUUUGACAUAGGCACUAGCUUUAGGCCAGAUCCUGAUACGGUAUAUCUUUCAGACUGUCUAUUCCAAGACAUUCACAUCGACUGGGUGAAUGUUACUCAAGUCACCAUCGAGGGCUUUUGCCUUUCGGACUGCUUUGAAUUGCUCAAGUCCGCCCCUCUAUUGUUCAACUGCGCUUUCGAAAGAGUCGCCGAGUUCGGUGACGAUCUUCCCUAUAGUGGAGGGCCCAUCGUCCAUCACCGAUUGAAGACGUUGGUCAUCGAAAUUAUGACCCACUCAAAUCCCUCCUUCUUCGACAAUCUCACGCUUCCGUCGUUGGAGCGACUCACGUACUUCUGCCACAUCAGCGAGGAACCGUUGGACGACGUGACAUCGCUUCUGGACCGUUCCGAGUGCCCUAUCAACUUCCUUUCCGUUUCCGAAUCUACCUAUCCACACGACACUGUUGGUCUAUUCGAUCUACUAUGGAGUGUUCCGACGAUCGAAGGCCUCGAACUGUACAACAUUGCUCUAAACGACGAGUUUUUCGAGCUUCUCGCCCUCGACGUGCCGACCUCAGAUGGUGGGGAAUACGGCGAAUUCCUGCCUCGCCUUCAGACGCUCGUACUGUCCAUUUCAGACGGGCCCCACACCUUCUCGUGGCCAGCAUUAUAUCAGUCGCUCUCGAACCGAGUUUCCCACAAGCGCACUGAAGAUGGCCUUCCGAUGCUUAAAAGAGUGCUGAUUGACAUCUCGACCGGCGACGACGACCAAGGGUAUUAUAUCGACGAAUUGGGUAUUGCAGCUUUCCAAAAUGUGAUUGACGAGGGUGAUACAUAA
This is a messenger RNA of Cyclocybe aegerita, 1560 nucleotides long. Lineage: Eukaryota; Fungi; Basidiomycota; Agaricomycetes; Agaricales; Hemipholiotaceae. The record is from the annotation of a GenBank genome assembly.